Lates calcarifer (barramundi perch) is the source of this 2865-nucleotide messenger RNA. RefSeq names its product V-set domain containing T-cell activation inhibitor 1. Lineage: Eukaryota; Metazoa; Chordata; Actinopteri; Centropomidae. Gene Ontology annotation, cellular component: external side of plasma membrane. The transcript has 6 exons. The record is from RefSeq and is a predicted model, not a curated record. Gene Ontology annotation, biological process: negative regulation of T cell proliferation; cellular response to lipopolysaccharide; positive regulation of T cell proliferation. The coding region runs from base 454 to 1614 and encodes 386 amino acids.
UAUUUAUAUAUAUAUUAUUUAUAUUAUUCAUCCAAAAAUGGAUGAAAUAACAAGAAAUUAGUUCACUUAAAUGUAAUAAAUCUAUUAAUUUACCUUUAAUAGGAUAAAGAGCUUUUAUUCUGAUGUAUCUGAGCUGAAGUUAAUAAAGACAGAUGUGGAUUUCAGUCCAAGAUGGACAUACUUACGUUUGCAAGUAGGAAUAAAAAGGAAGGAAAUUUACUUACUCUGUUUUUAUGUUUUAUGUGCAAAGUUUUAUAUCUAUGUAACCAAACCGACUGAGGCGUGUCUCUGCUCCGAGCUUUUAGUUUUACGUUAAUCAUCCAAAGGGCGGUGGUUGUGCUGGGCGGUCGAUUCCUGGUGGAGGAGGACAAACUGGUCCUGUCACUCUGCUGCUGCACGUAGAGAGAAAUAAACUAUCACUAUCACUGUGCUCACGCUGUUAGUUAGUUAAUUAUGGCGGCGAAUGAAGCUCUCCUCCUCUGUUCUCUCCUGUGGAUCGUCUCCUCAGCAGAAGGGAAAGAGUUCACAGUCACCUGUCUGGCUUCAGAGGACUGCACGCUCCCCUGUCAGUUCCAAUCUGACGGCAGAGGUGCGAGGAUCAUGUGGUACAAGAAGAAAACCAUCGUGAGCUGCACGCGCUACGGCAACACCAGCUUUGUGGUCGGCCACAACUCACCGGCCGACAAGUACAAGGGAAGAACGGGCCUGUAUGCGGACCAGGUACUGGAGGGAAACGCCACACUGCUGCUGAGGAACGUCACGCCGAACGACCAGGGAAAAUACUUCUGCAUCACCAUGACUGCACCCCGCACCGACGAAUCUGGCAUCAUUUCUCUUGUUAUAAAAGCUCCGGUCCGAGAGAUCGACAUCGACUUCAGCGGCGAUGUGGUCACCUGUGCGGCCGAAGGCAUCUUCCCGGCUCCGACGCUCACCUGGUCUACAGAUCCUCCGGCUGACGCUCAACUCCUCCAGAACAAAACAAAGGCCCAGAAAAACAAAUACGGCUUCUACGACAUCCAGAGUUCACUGAGGCUGACAGGAAACAUCACCACAAAUCAUACUUAUGUUUGUAGUAUAACCAGUGACAGCAACAGAAAAACUGCUUUUCUGAAAGCAUCAGUCCUGGCCUCUGCAGGCAGCAGUGUGAAGAUUUCCUGCAGUUUGCCUCGCACCGUCCCUCAGAGCUUUAACGUCACCUGGAGGUUCAGACGCUCGCAUCCCAUCGUAUCGAUCAGUGUGGUGGAUCAGAGGUCGCAGGCGAAGGUCUGGGAUCAGUGGAAGCCUCGUGUCAUCACAAACUUCUCAGCAUCAGGCGGCCUGCAUCUGCACAGCCUGAAGUCAGAGCAUCAGGGAGCCUACACCUGUGAGGUCAACACACCUGAGGAAAUGUACGUCACCUGGACUGACGUCACAGUGACUGAAGAAUCAAAAACAUUCACCUACAUCAUGGUCAUCGCUGGACUGAGUUAUUUCCUGUUUUUGUCAUAUGUGACACUGGGGAUUCUCGGCUACAGAAUCAGACAGUUAGAGAGCGCCAGACGACAGGAGGAACAAACUGAUGGAACCUCUGUGAGUUUGACUGAAGCAGUGAACAGUGAAGUGACAGAAGAGUAAAAAGCAGGUGGUGAAAUGAAACAGAACUUUUGCUUUAAAAGAAAAUGUGUCACUGCAGCUGCAAAUAAUAAUAACUUCACUACUGUGAUUCAGACCUGCAAUUCUCUGUGAGUUACAUGAGCUAAUGUUAGCAGGGGUUAACGUGUUGUAUCUAUCAUUAAUUAUACUGUGACUGUGUAUCUUUAUAUUUCAGAAUAACAUUUUGAUUUUACUCUGUUAACAUAUGAACUGUUGGAGAUUUUUACUUUUGCAGCUCAAACUUUGUCAUGUGUCAUUUUAUGUAAAAUAAAAUUUGCUGUUUAACCGUUAAAUCUCCUGCUUCACUACUUCUCUUUGACACAAACCUUUCAUGGUGAUUAUUCCUAUAGAUUUGAGGGGGUCAUGUCACGUUUUCUGUGUAACUUUUCAACAUCUAAAAUAUCAGUUUCAGCUUCACAAAUCAAACCCAGUAUUAGUCUGGCUCUGUGUCUUCACAAGUGUCUGAAGAGGAGCUGAAACAACUCAUCAGAAUUUAAUACGCUGCCGGCAAUCUGUUCAGACCAGUCAGACAACACAGGCUGCCAAUGCACGAACAUUAUGCCUCUGCAGAGUGUUUUAAUACUGGAGGGCCGCCAGACCGACUGAUUAAUCGUUACUCUAUUAAAUGUAAAAAAUGCUCAUUUCAACUUCUCAGAGACGAGGUGAUGACCUCAAAUGUCUUGUUUUGUCUGAACAAAGGUCCAAACCAAGACUAAUUAAAUAAAUAUUCAGUUUGCGAUGAUUAUAAAGCAGAGAGAAGCAAUAAAUCUACAAAUCUGGGAGGCUGGAGCCAAAGAAUGCUUGAUAUUUUUUCACUUUUUACUUUUAACAAAUCAUUUAAAUGCAUAAUUCAGUUCUGAAAAUAAUUGCUGAUUAUUUUUGUUGAUAAAAAUAUGAAAAUCUGUCUCUUAUCUUCCCUGAAAAGUUGAUAUUUUGGACAUGUAUCCAUCCUGAAAUCUGUUUUCUACAGCGGUAUAUCAGGGCCGUUGAAGGUAGAAAUAAACAAAAGGAGAGAGGACAAUAGCGGAGCUGGAGGAGGGGGUCAUUUUUGAGAAGAAGAAUUAGGAAAGGAAAGGAAAAGGAAAACUUAGAGACAACAGAAGCAAAAAUAAAAUCAAAGAUGUCUGCUGAGUGUAAAUGUUUAUUCAAACCAAACAAAAAAAAAUAGUGAUAAAUUGGUUCCACUUCAAAUUUAAGUUAAGAAAAAACACACACAGCUACAAACCUGGAAAA